Maudiozyma barnettii is the source of this 549-nucleotide messenger RNA. RefSeq lists its product as uncharacterized. Lineage: Eukaryota; Fungi; Ascomycota; Saccharomycetes; Saccharomycetales; Saccharomycetaceae. Gene Ontology annotation, molecular function: zinc ion binding. The coding region runs from base 1 to 549 and encodes 182 amino acids. The transcript has a single exon. The record is from RefSeq and is a predicted model, not a curated record.
AUGUUAUACUUAUUCAUGUGUGCUGAACUUUCUGAUAAUAUCAAGAAAUUAUAUGUAGAUGAUACAGAUGUCAAUCCCGUUGAAUAUUCUUUUAAAUUUAAGUGUACCAAAUGUGGUGAAGAUGCAGAGAAAAUAAAUAACUUUAAUUUACAUGAAAAACAUGAAAUUCAAGGUGGAAAAGGUGAAGCUACGUUUAUAAUGAAAUGUAAAUUCUGUGAAAGCGAUAAUACUGUAUUGGCUAACACUUUUGAACCUUGUCUCUUUGCACAACAAGAAGAGCAUAGUGAUAAUGAUAAGAGAAAAAAAUAUGGGUUGAAUGGGAACAAGAUAGAUAUUAAUAAUUAUGCAGCUAUUAUGCAAUUAGAUUCUAGAGGUUGGGCAAUAAAUGAUUUCUUAUAUACCGCUUUACCAUUUAAAGUGGAAUUAAAUUCUGGUAAGAUUAUGGAUUGUCAAUUUGAAGAUGAUGGGUCAUGGUACGAUUAUGAUGAUGAGUCAAGUGAAGAAGUUUAUAUCACAGAUUUUAAAUAUAAAAUUGAAAAAGGAAAAUAG